This is a messenger RNA of Anopheles cruzii, 2403 nucleotides long. RefSeq lists its product as uncharacterized. The transcript has 2 exons. Bases 1 to 2403 code for a protein of 800 amino acids. The record is from RefSeq and is a predicted model, not a curated record. NCBI's taxonomy places the organism in Eukaryota, Metazoa, Arthropoda, Insecta, Diptera, Culicidae.
AUGGAGGAGAACACGAUCAGUAUGCUGAUGGACGUCAAGUUGGACAUCCGGGAGCGAAAGCUAGACUUUUCCCAUAUGAAGUCUUGGUCCCAAUACUACGUGCGCGUGGAAGCGGUCAAGUGCUUUCCGUGCUAUAUGCGCAUUUCGUUCUUCUCGUCUCCGACCGACCGAACGACGGAUCUAAUCGUGCGCAUCAACGUUCCCGGGAUGACCGUGCAGAUGGCGACGUCACGCACGAAGCAACACUCGUACGGGCUGUUCUGGAAAAACAAUCGCAAACGGUGCUGUGCGUACUUUGCGCUCGAAACGCAACUGUUGUGCGAACGGCACCUGCGCUGGAUGAAAAAGUCGAUCCGCAACCUGGAGCUCUACCGGCAGGAGAUGAUGCAGCUUCGACGGGCCAGCCGUACGCCGGCACACGAGAUCCGACAGGAGCUGAAACCACUAGACCCGCGGGCACUCGCUCCGUCGUGUGUCGCCCCGUGGGACGAUCUGGGAAUUUAUCAGAAUCUCGAUGCCACGGAAAAUAUGGCCGAUUUACAAGACAUUCUCGGACCACUUCCGAUGGUUCCAACGGUGGAGAAGGGAGGCGCCAGUGGGCCCUCCGACAACACCAGCGUCGCCUCGAGCUGUUCCCGUCGCGUUUCCGGUGUGUCGGGUAUUUACGAGGAAAUUCGUGACGAUUUGUUGACCAACGUGGCUUCACGGUUGUCGCGUGUGUCGAUCGCUUCCGGCAUCUACGAAGAAAUGCGUCCAAUCCCGGGCGAAGGCGGCAACGGCGGCGGCGGGGAACAGGAAUGCACACCACCACCGUUACCGCCGCGCCAACGUUUAAACACCAACGAAGACUUUGGCGCAGAUCGUGGGCCGUUCCGCACGCCGGAAGUGGAUUAUCUGAAGAAAAAGCGUCACUGGUUACGUCUCGACUCGGUGUUUGGCCGCAAACGGACCACCAGCGGUGAUUCGCAGGCUUCGACCGGCUCGGUUGCAAAGAAAGGUGCCACCAAGGAGAGGCACGACAAAUCCCCCUCGGCGGCGACGGCGGCGGUAGUACACCGGAGUAAGGUGUGUCGGUUCCGGUUGACGGAAGCUAAGCGCAACAGUUUUUCAAGUCCCGAUUUGAGCCGCCUAAACAUUGGCGAUCUUAGCGACGGAUGCGGCGAUGCCGUCUCUGCAGACGCUGCCGGUAACGUUUCGUGCGACAAUCUUUCCGACGGAAAUGGAUCCUGCACGUCCGAGUUCUAUCCCCAGCAUCCCCUUGACAUCGAUUACAUCGAGGAGGACUUUGCCUCAUCGGAGUACAUCCAUCUUUCGAGUCAAUCGACCGGUGCCACGGCGGAGCCCGAUAGUGGCCGUGGGGAGCAGCAGCCAGAGCCCGGUGAGCUGGAUCCGCGGGCGGACUGGCGUCGGUUAAAUCUUUCCGAGCGCAUUUUCGACAGUUUCAACCGAUCGGCCAACUCCUCAACGGUGAACCUGGCAGGUGCUGGUUGCACUGUGGCGGACCGGAACGACACUGAAGCGCCGAAACAGGCAACGGUGGCUUCUGUUAAGGACGAUACGGCAGGUUACCUUGAAAUGGGACCACCGGGAACCGGAUUUAAUCGUCAGAAGCUAGAUGAAAUCAUAUUGCGCGAUGGCACGAAGAAACAACCUUACGCAGUUUCCAACGGGAACUCGGAGGGUUCCGAAUCGAUCUACAUGAUCAUGAGCGGAGCCGGAAAGCUUCCCGAGCCGAUCCGCUCCAGUUCUACCAGCAGCAGUAGCAGCAGCAGCAGCAGUGGCAGUAGUAGCAGCGGCGUCAGCAGUGCCAGUGACCAUACCACGACCAGCCUCGAGGGACCCGGCAGUGGCAAACAGCGAAGCUCGAUAGACGAUAAGAUCGCUUCUUACUACCCGAAUGAUGAGCGCACUCCGUCCCGCAAAGGCACGGUCUGCUCGCUCGAAGAAUCCUCACCUGUUCGUGGAACCACGACACCCCCGGUGGUCACUACUCUUCCGAGAGCGGUAAAAUCCGCCCAACGGUCGGUGGUCGAGGCUACGGUCGAUAUGCGGGAUCGCGUCCAGGCAACAUUCCGCACACCAAAGGCCACUGCUGAAAGCCGUCGGCACUGUUUUCGCAAAAUGCUGGGCGAAACGGCUGACCGGGAUGCUGGUGGCCAAUCCACCGAAACGUCACCCAAGCUCUAUCAAAAGUAUGCCACCGUUGCCCGCACGUGCUCGCCGAAAAAGUGUGCAAAAUCGAAACCCGAUGAAACGGACCGACUGCAGGUGGGUUCCGCAGAAGCGACCAAGUCCGCCGGCAAACGGUUUGGAUCGUUGCCGCGGUUCGGGAAGCUCGAUUUGUCGCCGCUGAGAAUGAAGAUCAACAGUGUGCUACAGCGGCACAAUUCCGGUAACUUAUGA